Messenger RNA from Dendronephthya gigantea, 1263 nucleotides. RefSeq names its product acid-sensing ion channel 1C-like. Gene Ontology annotation, molecular function: ligand-gated sodium channel activity. The transcript has 11 exons. Gene Ontology annotation, biological process: sodium ion transmembrane transport. Bases 1 to 1263 code for a protein of 420 amino acids. The record is from RefSeq and is a predicted model, not a curated record. NCBI's taxonomy places the organism in Eukaryota, Metazoa, Cnidaria, Anthozoa, Malacalcyonacea, Nephtheidae. Gene Ontology annotation, cellular component: membrane.
AUGUUGACAAUUAUUUCAUCUCAUCGAGUUCUUUGGUAUAGCAUUGGUAACAUUGGCUACAGCGAGACAGCAAGACAGCUUACUCAACACAUUAGGGAAGUCUACAUUGACAUCAAAAGCCAGGCAAGGACUUCGUACGGGUCAAAAUUUUUUUACAAUGAGUUGAAUCAUGAAAAAGUCGCCCAAUCCACAUAUUACGAUUAUUUCAGUAAGCCAACUAAAACUACAGUGGAUAUUGUUUAUGAAAAGAACAUCGAUUUUCCUUCGGUGACAGUUUGUAACCUCAAUCAAUUUCGCAAAUCAAAAAUUAUGAAUAUGUCAUCAAUUAACGAGACUGUUUUGCAUUUCGGCGGCGGGAAUCACAAUAAAAUGGCCAAUUCCAGUCUGGAGAAAAUUAUCAAAAACCAGAUCAAAGGUUUUGAGAAAUUAUUUGCUGAGAAUAUCGAUAGUAAAGCGGAUAUCAAUGUCAAUGAAUAUUUGAUUGUUGAAGAAUUAGUUGUCAUGGCUGCGUCGAAACAUGACGAAGAAGAUCUAAGAAGAGUUGGUCAUCAAUUCCAUAAUUUUAUUACGUCUUGUACGUGGAGCUUAUUUGAUUGCAAGAGUGGUAUUUUUGAACAAUUUUGGGUACAAACAUGGAACUGGAAAUACGGUAACUGUUUCACAUUCAAUUUCGGAGUCAAUCAAACAGGUCAAGAUAUGGACAUAUUUGAAACAACCAUACCUGGGCCUUCCAAUGGCCUUAUUCUUGAGUUGAAUAUUGAACAGCAAGAAUACGUGGACGCAUUGACUGACGAAGCUGGGGCAAUCAUCACAAUUCACAAUGCAAAGCAAUUACCGUUUCCUUAUUAUGAGGGAAUCACUGUUCCUCCAGGAUUUUCUUCCUCAAUCGCCAUCAGAAAGGAGACUAUGAUUAGAGUGGAUCCAUUUAAGAAUGGCAGCUGUAAUGCGUUGCCUUUCCUUGCUAAGGACAAUAUUUAUAGGAAUUAUUUAAAUGGCUCAGUUAAAACCUAUUCUGUAAAGGCGUGUAUGCAAUCGUGCUUGGCAAACACCCAACUAAACAUUUGUAACUGCAUUGAUGCAAAGUAUGCUAUUCACGUGAGAAAUAUUUGCACAGUAGAAAAAAUGGAUUGUAUCAAUGCAGUCAGUACCUGGUUUAAACACGACGGAGUUGAAUGCAUCAAGAAAUGUCCGCAACCGUGCCAGCAAAGCAGUUUUCUUCGCACAUUAGGAAAGUCUACAUUGACAUCAAAAGCCAGGGUAUGA